AUGUUUAAGAUUCAAAGAUGCACCUUUUUGCUCUCACCGAUCAUCAACCUCGAGAAAGGGUGUCCAACUAUGAAAAGUUCGCUCGUUACAUCCAGAGCGUGUGGCAGAGCCCUCACGUUCAGUGGCAUAAGGUGCGGCAAUGCCAAUCGGGUUUUUUAUAGGAGAACUCCAUCAUUUGCUUGCAGGCCUUUCAGUUCGAGCCAUGUCACGAAACAAGAGAAUAAGCCUCCUCUGAUGGAAGCCUUUUCCGGUGGUUUCGGGAAAUUGUUGAAAUGGUCUAUGAUUGGAACAGGUGUCAUGGCUUCGACCGUCAUGUUGGCGAUUGCUGGUUUUUUUGUUUACGAUGCUAGCACUUAUAAAGAGUGUGACGUUCCUGAAUAUAUCGACGUGCCCAAAAUGGCUCUGUCUCCUGAAUUGGGUGGUCCAGAGAAUCUGCCAAUUUUACGAGAAAAUUUGGAUGCGUUUGACUCCGAGGCUAAAGAAAAACUGUCUUACAGGCCAAAACUAGUCAUUUUGGGAUCAGGAUGGGCUUCCGUGGGGUUGAUUAAAGCCCUUGAAGCUGGAGAUUAUGAUGUGACUGUUGUGUCACCUCAAAAUUACUUCUUGUUUACCCCGCUCCUCCCCUCCGCUGCUACCGGUACACUCGAGGUUAAAAGUCUUAUGGCUUCGAUCAGAAAGAUAGUAAACGCCGUCCAUGGACACUACUUGGAAGCUAAGGCUGAGAAGGUCGAAUUUGCUGAAAAUCUUGUCAAAGUUUCUCAAAUUCAUCCACAGACCGGUGAGAAACGCUACUUCUAUUUGCCGUACGAUAAGUUAGUGAUUGGCGUGGGGUCUACUGCUAAUACUCAUGGUGUAGAGGGUCUUGAAUACUGCUCUAGAUUGAAGACAGCAGAAGAUGCUAUUGAUUUGAGGAGAAAAAUAAAAAACAAUCUUGAGUUAGCUUGUUUACCAACGACAACUGACGAAGAGCGCAAAAGACUUUUGAGUUUUGUUGUGUGUGGUGGGGGACCCACCGGUGUGGAGUUUGCUGCCGAGGUUUUUGAUUUGCUCAACGAGGAUUUGCCAAAAGUUUACCCUAGGAUUUUGAGACAGGAAGUAUCGGUCCACAUCAUCCAAUCCCGUUCAAACAUUUUAAACACUUAUGAUGAGACUAUUGCGGAAUACGCUAUGCAGAGAUUCAAAAAGGAAGACAUUGAUGUACUCAUCAAUUCUCGUGUCCACAAAAUUUUGCCAGAUAGAGUUGUCUUCACUCAAAAGGACUGUGUGACGGGCGAAAGUGAAUUCAAAGAACUACCCUUUGGUUUAUGCUUGUGGUCGACUGGUGUGGCGCAAAAUCCUUUAGCCAAGCAAGUCGUCCAGGACCUUUCUGAAUUUCAAAGAAAUAGGAGAGCCAUUGAGACGGACUCUCAUUUGCGAGUGCUUGGAGCGCCAUCUGAACAGGUUUAUGCAAUUGGUGACUGUGCUACCGUGAGAACCGAUUUAGCUGAGCACGCUGUCGAGUUCGUGAGACAAUUUAUUGUAAACAGACAUUUGCAUCCCUCCAGAAGUAUCGAUAUCAUUACCGAUGAUGAUAUCAAACAUUUAUCGCUUUCAUAUGAGGAGAUCUACGACUUGGCAAGGGAGCUUGUGAAGAGACACCCUCAGACCAGAGAACACUUGCACAACGUGGAUGAGGUUCUCCCCAAGUAUGACGUAAACAAUUCUGGAGCUCUUGAUUUUGCCCAAAUUACAGAGUUAUUGAGGGAAGUCGAAAGUAAAGCCACUUCGAUGCCCGCGACUGCUCAAAGGGCCCAUCAGCAGGGCAAGUACUUGGGUAAAAAGCUAUCCAAGGCCGCCAGGUACUUUGAAGCGGCCCGCGCCGACGAGAAAGUUCACUUGGUCUCGGACGAAGAUGUCGGAAAGCCUUUCAAGUACGUUCACUUGGGAUCGUUGGCCUACAUUGGAAAUUCUGCGGUCUUUGAUCUACCUGGAUACUCGUUUGUCGGUGGCCUUGUCGCAAUGUACCUUUGGAGAGGUAUCUAUUUUGCCCAAACGGUUUCCCUGCGGACAAGAGUUCUUCUCUUCAUGGAUUGGCUCAAGAGAGGAAUCUUUGGUAGAGACAUCUUAACUAUUUGA
Messenger RNA from Lachancea mirantina, 2115 nucleotides. The record is from the annotation of a GenBank genome assembly. NCBI's taxonomy places the organism in Eukaryota, Fungi, Ascomycota, Saccharomycetes, Saccharomycetales, Saccharomycetaceae.